Megalops cyprinoides (Indo-Pacific tarpon) is the source of this 475-nucleotide messenger RNA. RefSeq names its product baculoviral IAP repeat-containing protein 5.2-like. The coding region runs from base 47 to 475 and encodes 142 amino acids. The transcript has 4 exons. The record is from RefSeq and is a predicted model, not a curated record. NCBI's taxonomy places the organism in Eukaryota, Metazoa, Chordata, Actinopteri, Elopiformes, Megalopidae.
CCGGACUGCCUGAACUAAUAAACUUUAUAACAAUAAACUUAAUAACAUGGAGCUGCUGAACGAAGAGGACACUAAAAUGUAUUUUUAUGAAAGCAGACUGAAAACAUACAUGGGGUGGCCGUUUGAGGAGGGCUGCGCGUGUACACCAGACAAUAUGGCCAAAGCUGGGUUUAUACACACUCCGUCCGAAAACAGUCCGGACGUGGCGCAGUGCUUCUUCUGCUACAAAGAGCUGGAGGGCUGGGAGCCAGAGGACGAUCCAGAGAAAGAGCAUAAAGCGCACUCGCCGACCUGCGGCUUCAUCCUGCUGAAGAAAUCUGUGCAAGAGCUCACUGUGGAGGAGAUGGUGAAGCUGCAGAAGGAGAGGCAGAAGUUUAGGAUUAAAAAAACAUGCAAUCAGGUGAUUGAGAAGUUCGAGGUCGCUGCUCAGUCCCGGAGAGGUGAAAUUAUCAAAACGGCCAUGGAUGAGGAGUGA